UCAUCGAACGAGUGUGGUGUCAUAAAUGAGCGCAAAUUUGUUGGAGUGGGGAGUCAACAGAGCAUUCGCUUGGUGUAAACGCACUCGUUUGGUGUAAACGCACAGUAAGAAGAAUACUUCUUAGAGUAUAAUAGUUGAAGGAAAAUACGAAGAGAAAAGCAAGUUAAAAUUGUAUUCAAUAUUCUGUGCAACGUUUAUUUUUCGAAUGUAUAAAAGUAAGGAUAAAAUUUAAGGAAGCAAGAAAAUUAUAUCCAUAAGUUCUAACUUUAUUUUGAUGCAUUCACAUACAUGUUGGAUAUUUCAUACAUAAAAUUUUCAAAGACUUGGAUUUAUUUCCAUGCAUUUACUCAACAGUUGCUUAAUUAUAUUUUCUGAAAAUUGGACAAUUUUCUACAAUUAAAAGAUGACCAAAUAUCAACUAGUAUCACAGGAAAUCUCCAGUGAUAAUCAUCGUUUUUACCACUGCUUUUACGAGGAAUCAUCAUGAAUGCCAGAACUCAGUUAUUUGAAUUAAGUAUGGAGGGCAGACAAGUGGAUGAAGCAGUAGCAAGUAUCUUCCAUAGUGUUCUUUUUUAUCGAAGUCUUGGUAAAUUUAAAUAUAAACAAGAAGGUAGUUACUCAGUGGGCACUGUCGGAUAUCAGGAUGUUGAUUGUGAUUUUAUUGAUUUUACUUAUGUCUGUUGCUCAUCGGUGUACCUGGAUCAAACUUUGAAACGUGAAAUCUCAGGUUUUUCUGAAGCUUUACGUUCCACUGAUAGUCCGGGUUCUGGCCAAAUAUCCUUGGAAUUCUUUCAGAAGAAGAAAAAUCGUUGGCCUUUUCAACCAGAAUGUAUACCAUGGGAAGUAUGGACAGUACGCUUGGAGCUUAUCAAAUUAGCAACAGAACAUGAACGUCAGAUAUGUAGAGAAAAGGUUGGAGACUUAUUAACAGAUAAAAUUCUUUACAUAACAGAAGUAAUGAAUCGACAUGACUAUCUACCUAAAAUGCCAAAUCAAGCUGAACUGGAUUUGAUCUUUGAUACAUCAUAUCCUGAUAUACAACCUUAUUUGUUUAAAUUAUCAUUUACAACCUCUAGCCCAUCAAGUACAACAAUGGGUAAUACAAUGAAAAAAUUGAUCAAAGAAACGUUAUCUAUUUAGUUGUUUUAGUUUUUUAAAUGUAUUUAAAUGUAUAUAUAAUCCAAAUUCAAUUUUUGGGUAAAAUAACAUUACGAAUUUUUUUUUUCAAAUUCUAUCUUUUGUAUUAAAAUAUUUGGAAUCAAAUUUAUGUAAAUCAAUUUAUAUACUUUCAUAUGUUCUUUUAUUUUGUUUUACUUAUAAUUUACCACAUUGUACGUUUUUACAUAUAUUGACUUGCAUAGAGGACUUAAAGCCUAGAAGAAUAAACAGAGUUAAUUGUAUGCAAUAUUUGAAAUAAAGUGGGACAGAGAGUCAAAUCCCAUACAUUAAAUGCCAUUUCUGACCGAUGUCUACGCAAAUUCUGUGCCGACAAUAUUUGUCAGAAAGAAAACAGGGGGAAAAAAUAUAUGUAUAUUGUAAUUGUAUAAACCUAAAAUAUUUGUAAAAUUUCUAUAGUACAAAGAAACCAAUUGUGUAUAGCAGUUACUUUUUGAGUAUAUACUAUUCUAGAAUUAUCGUCCAUUGCAUAAGUCUUCUAAGUAAUCAGUAGAUUGUGGAUUUUUAUGCAUUUAUGCAAAAUUUAAUAAUGCACAGUAUACAAAAAUAUAUGAACUAUUCAAUGUAUAUUACUUAUAAAGUUUAAUAGCAAAAAUAAAUCUUAAUUUUUUUAAUUAUGUUUAAAAAACAUGAAUUUGCAUAAAAAUCCACAGUUCAAUAAUAAGUUAUAGAUAAAUUGAUAUUUAAAUAUUUGAUCAUUUUCUUUAUCAUUUAAAAUUCUAAUUUUGAAUUCUUCUACUUCUAAUAAUGACAGCUUGUUAAUAGAGUGAAAUAUAAACUAUUUCUUGUUUUAUUUUUCUGUAAAAUUUUCUCAAAAUACAUGGCGAUUAUAAGGGAAUAGAGUAGUGUAAUGUGUUUAUUUAACAAAUUAAGAUUUAAAAAUUAAUAAAUUUGUUCUAACAUA
Frieseomelitta varia is the source of this 2080-nucleotide messenger RNA. It is a transcript of the gene Atg101, whose product is annotated as autophagy-related protein 101. The record is from RefSeq and is a predicted model, not a curated record. The coding region runs from base 484 to 1140 and encodes 218 amino acids. The transcript has 2 exons. Gene Ontology annotation, biological process: autophagosome assembly; autophagy. NCBI's taxonomy places the organism in Eukaryota, Metazoa, Arthropoda, Insecta, Hymenoptera, Apidae. Gene Ontology annotation, cellular component: phagophore assembly site.